Molecule: messenger RNA, 1143 nt
Organism: Naegleria lovaniensis
Lineage: Eukaryota; Heterolobosea; Eutetramitea; Acrasida; Naegleriidae
Exons: 1
Coding region: 1-1143 (380 amino acids)
Biological process (GO): regulation of DNA-templated transcription
Molecular function (GO): sequence-specific DNA binding; zinc ion binding
Source: RefSeq, a predicted model, not a curated record
AUGCCUCCAUUACGUCUCAUCACACUUAUUCCAGCUAGAAAGUCUCAACGAACUGUCCUCUCAAUUCCUUCAGAAAUCAAAAAAAAGAGUGUAUUGAAAUCCUCCCGAUAUAGAAAAGAAAUCUUGACGAUGGCUACACAUGCAAAAUCAUCUUCUCCACUCUCUCAAACUACGACAACGACAACAACCACCACCACGACUUGUCUCAAUUGUGGUGCCCAAUCCUCACCUGUUUGGAGAAAGGGAUCCAAAGGUGAAUGGCCACUCUGUAACAAGUGUGGACUCUAUGUCUUGCGGUAUGGAAUCAAUCGACCCUUGUGUGGAUCCAUGAAAGCAGGAAGAAGGAGAAAGAAACAAUCUGGUGUGCAAGAUGUGGACUCGGAUCCAAACAACAAGAAGAAGUCACACAGCGACAGGAACAACAACCAUAAUACGAAUGGUAAGAAACGAGAUCAUGGUCAUGCAGUGGACCAUUGCAAUUCACAUGUGCAACCGUUAUUGAAAAAAGUCAAACCGUCAUCAUCUCAUCUGGCAGUUCAACCGCAAUCCAUCUCUUCAUCAUGCAUGUCGAAUACGUAUUCAACCAUAUUGACUCCUCCUCUCGAUCAUGUCACUUCUUCUUCAAUCCUCUCCUUGUAUCAUUUAAAACAACAGUUGGAAGAUGCCUCUGAAAAAUUCCCACAAGUCAUUCACACUCUUGUUUCGAUCAUUCGAAAACAUGUUCUCACCCAACCAACCGUUGUUUCUCAAUUAACAACGACACGAAUGGACAUUUCGGAACUCCAUAAAAACUCAACAACGAGGUCGAUUGUUGCAUCUCCUUUAACCACCUCAUUCGAAUGUCAUGCAUUAGAUUCCUCCACUCAACAACAACAAAUCGUUGUGUCACAACCAACGACAAGCAGUCUAAACAACACCACUGCCAAUGAAUUCGAACAAGAACUGGAUCAAAUAUUUUGUCAUCCUCAUUCCAAAUCUUCAUCGACACAUAUGCCAGUCUUGGAUCAUGAGAUGACCACAUGCAUCAGCACGAACAAUGAACUAUCUCACGAACAAGUGUUUCAUAGUGAGCUGAUGAAUUUAUGGAGUUUCGGGGAUGAAGGUAAUCAUGGUGGUGUCACUACUGAAGAGAGUAGUGUGUAA